AUGCCCAAACAGGAUGCCAGGUCCUGCUCAGCCGGGGAGUUCCAGUGUCGUAACCAUAAAUGUUUAGCACCGGUCUAUGUGUGUGAUGGCGAUGAUGACUGUGGAGACGGCAGCGAUGAGGAGAAGUGCUCUCCGCCCACCUGUGGGCCGCAUGAGUUUCGCUGUAACAGCUCCGAGUGUGUGCCACAGCCCUGGACCUGCGACGGUGACCCUGACUGUGCUGAUGGCUCUGAUGAGUGGGCAGGGCGAUGUGGGGGCAGGUCUGGACGGCCGGCUCCGCCCCCUACCCGGAGACUGCAGUGUGGUGCUGGAGAAUUUCGUUGCGGCAGUGGGGAGUGUGUGAAACUUUCCUGGAGGUGCGACAGGGACCCUGAUUGCAAGGACAAGUCAGAUGAGGCAGACUGCCCUCUGCUCACAUGCCGGCCUGAUGAGUUCCAGUGUGGAGACGGAUCCUGCAUCCAUGGCAUCAAACAGUGCAACAAAAUACAUGACUGCCUCGACAAAAGCGACGAGGCUGGCUGUGUCAAUGCCACAAAGUGUGAAGGACCUCUGAAGUUCCUCUGCAGGAAUGGGGAAUGCAUAGACGGGAGCAAGGUGUGUGACAACGUGAAAGACUGCAAGGAUCGGUCAGACGAACCCAAGAAGGAGUGCAGUUUGAAUGAAUGUUUGCUUAACAAUGGAGGCUGCUCACACAUCUGUGUGGAUCGUCCCAUUGGAUACGAAUGCCAGUGUCCUGCUGGCUAUAAGCUCCUGGACAAGAGGACAUGUGGAGAUAUCGAUGAGUGUGAGAACCCUGAUGCCUGCAGUCAGAUCUGCAUUAAUCUGAAAGGAGAUUUCAAGUGUGAAUGUCACCCGGGUUAUGAGAUGGACCCCGUAAGCAAGACCUGCAAAGCUGAGGGAAAAAGCCCUUACCUGAUGUUCACAAACAGGCACGAGAUCAGACGCAUUGACCUGGUGAAGAGGGACUACACACAGGUGGUUCCUACUCAGAAGAACGCAGUGGCCAUUGAUAUCGACGUUGUUGCCAACCGCAUGUACUGGUGUGACCGUUUCCAGCACAAAAUAUACAGUGCUUACAUCCACGAGGCGAGCGACCCGUCUCGACACGUUACUCUGAUCGACUCCGAUCUGCAUUCCCCUGAGGGUCUGGCACUGGACUGGGUCCAACACAACCUCUACUGGACCGACUCUGGUGACAGAACCAUCUCCGUGGCUUCAGCGGAUGGCAGCAGGAGACGCGUGCUGAUCAGCACUGAUCUGAGCGAACCACGGGCCAUCGCUGUGGAUCCAGAGAGAGGGUUCAUGUAUUGGUCUGACUGGGGCAUCAGGGCCAGAAUUGAGAAGGCUGGCAUGAACGGUGUCGAUCGACAGGUGUUGGUGUCUGAGGACAUUGAGUGGCCCAAUGGAAUCACACUCGAUGUGGUUGGUAAGCGCUUGUACUGGGUGGACUCAAAGCUGCACCUGAUCUGCAGCGUGGAUUUAAACGGGGCCCAUCGCAGAGUCAUCCUGUCCUCCAGAGAGAGACUCGGCCAUCCGUAUGCCCUCGCUGUGUUCGAGGAUCGCGUGUACUGGACAGACCGUGAGAAGGAAGCUGUCUACAGCGCAAACAGACUCACAGGACAAGAUGUGACCAGUCUUGCCGAGCACCUCAAUGACCCUCAUGAUAUAGUGGUUUUCCACGGGCUGAGCCAGCCUGCAGCUCCUGACAGCUGUAACCUGAGCGGCGUGACUAACGGAGGCUGUGACUUCCUGUGUCUGCGAGCUCCUCAGAUCAGUGAACACUCACCCAAAUACACCUGCGCUUGCCCUGACGGUGAGGAGCUCAGCCCUGACACACGCCAGUGUGUACCCGUGCAAAAUGAGACUGGCAUCACACCUACUGCCCCCAUCAAUUUCACCAUGGAGACAGGGGCUGGCCGGGCACCAGAGUCUCCUGCAGCAGUGACAUCUCAGUCUGACAGUAUGGCUGAAACCACUCUCUCAUCACUCCUCACCUCCAGUCCAGAGGAACUGGCCGUCUCCUCUAAUACUACAGCAGAGCACAGUCCUACACAAGCAUCCAGCACCAAACCAGACAGCUUGAGCAACCUGUCUCAUCACUCUGGCAAUGAGUUGUUUCUCCUUGGCCGUAAUCUGACAGUGGCAGUGCUUGGAGUUGUAAUUCCCAUAGUGGUCUUUGGAGUGGUGUGUGCCGGCGUUUACCUCGUUUACCGCAACUGGAGGAGGAACAGCACUAAAAGCAUGAACUUCGACAACCCCGUCUACCGCAAAACCACAGGAGAGACGGAGGAGGAUGAGAUUCACAUCGGACGGACUGACAGACUCGCUGGCCAUCACCACCCUUACCCUGGGCCCAUGGUGAGCAUGACGCCAGUCGGCACAGGGACGUGCCCGCCAUUCAUCGCUCUGCCUCUGGGGACCGGUUUACCAGACCCUGCCACACACUGGUACACAGAGCAUCCCACCAUCUCUAGUACUAAGUGAAAGGGAGGACGACUCUGGAAAUACUGUGACCGCAGGGAGCAGGACUGACACGUGGCUGCCAAGCUUUCAGGAACUGAAUGGCAUUUAGUGAGCUGAAUCAUUCUUAACAUGCCCAGGUUUUGAAGUCUGCUGCAGUGCAAAUGUUGGAUUGAUUACUAAACAAAAGGUUUAGAUAUUUCAGACCCAUAUUCAUUUGAUCCAUUUUAAGCAUCAUUUUAUUGCUGGUUGGAACCACCAGGGCAAGCCUUUUCAAACCUGCAUUAUUUAUAUUUAUCUUAUAAUCACAGACAAAUCUAGCACUGUAACUGGUAUUAAAUUGGUACUACUUAAAUAUUGAAACUAGUCUACUAGACUAGAAAUGUCCAGCACUUUAGCUAAAGCUGCAGAGAGAAAAGAAACAUUUUGAUCCUUAUUAC
This is a messenger RNA of Sinocyclocheilus grahami, 2900 nucleotides long. Its product is annotated as low-density lipoprotein receptor-related protein 8-like. NCBI's taxonomy places the organism in Eukaryota, Metazoa, Chordata, Actinopteri, Cypriniformes, Cyprinidae. The coding region runs from base 1 to 2484 and encodes 827 amino acids. Gene Ontology annotation, biological process: receptor-mediated endocytosis. The record is from RefSeq and is a predicted model, not a curated record. Gene Ontology annotation, molecular function: calcium ion binding; hormone binding; protein binding. Gene Ontology annotation, cellular component: signaling receptor complex; apical plasma membrane; plasma membrane. The transcript has 15 exons.